CACCAAAGUAAAUACAGUGCUGAAUAAACAAGACAUCAGCAAGGCAUCAUGGACCCCUACAAUGAUAGCGAUCCGGUUUUUCAUGCCACGCCCCUCGAAUCACCUAUUGAAAUCCCUACACUUCAGAACUGCCCACGGGUCCGUUUCCAGCCUACAGGAGGGAGCCGUGGAGGGCAUGGACGUGGAUGCUAUUCAGAUAAUCGCCAAAGGGCACCGUUUCAAUACGGUGCAUCCCAGCAAGGCGCCUUGCGCUAUGAUCCACAAUUAGGCCUGCAGCCUCAAGGAUACCAGCAAUAUGGACAAGGACAUCUCGCCACUAAUUCAUACCAACAGCAGCAGCAGCAGCCUCAAUUAAUGCGACCUUUAAUUCCCCCUAUCCAGUUUCUUGAUCAACAUUUGGAUGUUUUUCAGGCCACAUCGUAUGAAGUACCUCAAGACUGCCUCAAAAUUGAAUAUGGGCCGCCUGAAAAUGUAAAUUUGGAUCUAUUUUGCAUUCAAGGGGUGGUCACUAACCUGUUAGAGAGCAAGAGAAAGCUUCGCGAUAUCCCCUCGGAAACAUUUAGUCGCGCUCGCCAGCGCUGCAACCCUUAUGAACUUGUGGGCUCAUCCAUCUUCAUGAACCGUGCAUCUGUCAAGUUGGCUAGCAUCGAUUCGCAACUUGCUUUGACUGCAACCAAAGAGGACCCAACAGCCGGGCAGGGUCGGGAAGAUGAUCGAAAGACUUUCCGCUUUGCCGACUUAUGUUCUGGCCCUGGGGGCUUUUCUGAGUAUCUUCUUUGGCGCAAGCACACUUGGGGUGAACGUGCGCGAGGAUGGGCUAUAACUCUCAAAGGGGACCUCGAUUUUCAAUUAGAACGAUUCCAUAAGGAUGCUGUGGUUUAUGAGGCCUUAAAGACGUACUAUGGCAAAGAUGACACGGGAAAUAUUCUCAAACAGGAAAAUAUCGAUGCUUUUGCAGACAUGGUGAACAAGGAUACGAAUGAACUCGGUGUAGGACUGGUCUCUGCGGAUGGAGGCAUUUCAGUUGAUGGUGAUGAGGCCGUACAGGAGACCCGUCUACAGCGCCUUAUCCUUUGUCAAAUCUUGACAAUGUUCAUGAUCCUUCAGAAAGGUGGGGAUUUUGUGGUCAAAGUGUUUGAUAUCUUUACACCUGUCACUGCGGGACUAGUCUGGCUUCUGUCUCGCCACUUUGAAAAGAUCUGUGUUAUGAAGCCAUUGACAAGUCGGCCUAUGAAUUCUGAGCGUUAUGUUGUUUGUCGACACUUGCUCAGACGUAAACCGGAGCAAGUGAUUGAACAUCUCAAAAAGGUGAACGCGCAAUAUCAGGACAUAGAAGAGAGGAUAGGUGUGGAGGAUCCGGCAGCUUCUACUCCAGUAACCGAAGAUUCUCUUAGGAAAGAGGAUGUCAACCACAUCAUAGAUCUCAACACUUUGUUAGCAGAUGUUCAUUUCGUGGAGUAUAUCAAGCGGAACAAUAUCAAGACAGCUAUACGACAGACUGAAGCACUAGAUGUUUUUUUGAAGUACGUUAAUGAAGGACUUCGUCCAGCUUUUGAUCAGGAGGCUAUAAAGAAGCUGUGUUUACAGGAGUGGCGUAUUCCUCCGCGUCCACAGCCAAAUCACUCUCACCAUCAACAUAUAAAACAACAGCAGCGCUAUCCCACACAUGGGCCACACCAUCAGCAUGGCAAUGCACGACAUCAUCCUUAUCAGCCUUCGAGAUCUCAGCAAUACCCCCAACAGCAUCAACAGCAUGGAUCCUCUUCGAGAGGCAGGUUACACUCUAGUACACAGCCAGGAUCAGGUCGAUCUUCUAACGAGCACCGCGGACAACCCGGUGUUCUUGACUCUUUAUUGAACAACAUGCAGCAACCUUCUCCCGGCCCUCCUAGGUAUUAACCAAUGUAUACACAGCCAAUAAAGUUUGAAGUUACA
This is a messenger RNA of Lobosporangium transversale, 1935 nucleotides long. Its product is annotated as FtsJ-like methyltransferase-domain-containing protein. Gene Ontology annotation, cellular component: nucleus; cytoplasm. The transcript has 4 exons. Gene Ontology annotation, molecular function: methyltransferase cap1 activity. The record is from RefSeq and is a predicted model, not a curated record. Gene Ontology annotation, biological process: 7-methylguanosine mRNA capping. Lineage: Eukaryota; Fungi; Mortierellomycota; Mortierellomycetes; Mortierellales; Mortierellaceae. Bases 49 to 1899 code for a protein of 616 amino acids.